CACGAUCACUAACCAGUCCAAUGCUUCCAGCAAUGGCUACUCUUGGCGAACUCCCCGAAGUCGUCUCUCGCACCGACUUCCCCGAUGGCUUCGUCUUCGGCGUCGCCACAUCCGCCUACCAGGUUGAAGGAGCAAGAAAUGAGGGAGGAAGGGGUGACAGCAUUUGGGAUGUAUUCUGUGAAACAAAGGGAAAUAUCAAGGAUGGGAAGAAUGGAGAUGUAGCGGUUGACCAAUAUCAUCGAUACAAGGAGGAUGUGGAACUCAUGUCCAAGUUAGGCUUUGAUGCUUACCGAUUUUCAAUUUCAUGGAGCCGUAUCUUUCCGGAUGGAUUGGGAACAAAAAUCAAUGAGGAUGGGAUUGCCUACUACAACAAUCUCAUUAAUUUCAUGCUAGAGAAAGGUAUUCAGCCUUAUGUGACAUUAUAUCAUUGGGAUCUUCCACAAAAUCUUCAUGAGUCCAUGGGAGGAUGGCUGUCAGAAAAAAUUGCGGAAUAUUUUGCAAUGUAUGCAGAAGCUUGUUUUGCAAAUUUUGGAGAUAGAGUGAAGCAUUGGAUUACACUUAAUGAGCCUCUUCAAACAACACUAAAUGGUUAUGGUCAUGGGAAAUUUGCUCCUGGAAGACAUGAGAAUUCAACAGUGGAACCUUACUUGGCUGCACAUCACCAACUUUUAGCCCAUGCUGCUGCUGUUUCUGUUUACAGAAAGAAAUAUAAGGCAAUACAAAAUGGUCAGAUUGGUUUGGUGGUUGAUUGUGAAUGGGCAGAAGCCUUUUCUGAUAAGUUGCAAGAUAAGUCGGCUGCACAGAGGCGUCUUGAUUUUCAUCUUGGCUGGUUUUUAGAUCCAAUAUUCUUUGGAGACUAUCCUGCAGUCAUGCGUGAGAAGCUCGGUGACCGUCUUCCAAAAUUUUCAGAUGCUGAUAGAGAAUUGGUGAUGGAUUCAGUUGACUUUUUGGGUCUAAAUCAUUAUACAUCGAGAUACAUCGCUCAUGCAACAAAUACAGGAGGUCUUCAUUACUAUGAAAUACAAGAAAUGGAGAGAGCAGAACAAUCAGAAGGAGGUGAGAUGAUUGGUGAUAAGGCUGCAUCAGAGUGGCUUUAUAUAGUUCCCUGGGGCAUACGGAAAGUCCUCAAUUAUAUUGCGAAAAAAUACCGCAAUCUCCCGAUCUAUGUGACUGAGAAUGGCAUGGAUGAUGAAGAUUCUGAAACAGCAAGCAUUGAAGAGUUUCUAGAUGAUAAAAAGAGGGUUGGUUAUUUCAAGGGCUAUCUUGCUGCAGUUGCUCAAGCAAUAAGGGAUGGUGUCGAUAUUCGUGGUUACUUUGCAUGGUCAUUUGUGGACAACUUCGAGUGGGAUCAAGGAUACACCAAACGAUUUGGUAUAGUUUAUGUCGAUUACAAGAACGGGCUCACCAGGCACCCGAAGUCAUCGGCUCACUGGUUUUCGCAUCUCCUGAAGGGUGACAAGGAAAACAAAAUCUAACUGUAUGAACAUGCUGGCUUUUUAUUGCCAUGUUUUAUUUUAAGUUUAUGGUUGAAUGCGAUAUUUCGGAUAUGUAUUAGUACAUUUUACAGAUCAGAUAUGAACUAUAUAAUGUUGUAUGUGAUCUUGCUUGUUUGUGAAGUUCAGGUCUUUUGGCAAA
Messenger RNA from Dioscorea cayenensis subsp. rotundata (Guinea yam), 1635 nucleotides. RefSeq names its product beta-glucosidase 4-like. The record is from RefSeq and is a predicted model, not a curated record. NCBI's taxonomy places the organism in Eukaryota, Viridiplantae, Streptophyta, Magnoliopsida, Dioscoreales, Dioscoreaceae. Gene Ontology annotation, biological process: cellulose catabolic process. Gene Ontology annotation, molecular function: beta-glucosidase activity.